AUGGAAGAUUCAUCGUUCGAAUACCCCAGCGACAUUCUCUACACCCAGGAGCCUCUCUCGGGAUACAAGUUUGGCGGAUAUCAUCCCGUCCGUAUCGGUGAUACUUUCAAAGAUAACCGCUACACUAUACAUCACAAACUCACGUGGGGAGGUUUCUCCACCGUCUGGCUUGCCCAUGACAAUUUGCGACACCGAUGGGUCUCCUUGAAGAUCAAAACCGCAGACACUUCGUACAGUUCUCAAGAGCUCCUAAACCUCCAGCAAUUGGAGAAGAUUGCCGCUCCGGACGAUCUCUCGUCCAAGUACAUUCUCCACCUGCUGGACGCUUUCAUCCAGCCCGGCCCCAACGGCAUUCACCAAUGCCUGGUGUUCGAGCUGAUCGGUCCUACCAUCGAUCGCAUCAUCACUGACUACCGUGAGCUUUCGGAUUCUCUUGAUCCGCAGACCAUUCUCCGCUUGUCGAGACAGCUCCUCAAGGCUAUCGAAUUGGUCCAUAAUGCCGGGGUGGGGCAGAUAGACAUCAGCGGCAGAAAUAUCGUCUUCAGCGGUAGGAACCUGUCCUAUGCAUCGGAGAAGAUCAUCUUUGCGGUCUUUGGCUCGCCCGAGCACGAACCAGUGACCCACCUCGAUGGCACUCCGCUGCACAAAGGCUUCCCAGCGGCUCUGUUUGGACCGGUGAGUUGGGAGGACUGGCUAGAGGAGUUUGCCGAGGAGCUCCGCAUCUUCGACCUCGGAGAGGGCUUUGCACAAGAAGAGAAGUCGAGGAUACUCGCGCAACCGGGUCCUUCGCGGGCUCCAGAGCUGAUUUUCACGGGGAGGUCUGAUCACAGGACUGAUCUAUGGCAUACGGGCUGCAUGCUGUUCUUCUUUGUGUUCGGAACAUACCCUUUUGACUCCGAUGUAGAAGAUAUGGUAGUGGUCGAGCAGAUGAUUGACCUCCUGGGUGAGUUACCCCAGGAAUGGCAACCUACCUGGGACCGUAUGCGCGCGGAAGCUGGCGAUAUGAUGGAUUUCCAAGGUAAGAUCUUACAACCACUACUUAAUAAUGCACCUCUUCAUCAGCAUGCUGAUCUCCAAAUAAUAGGUGACGAGGUCUUCACCCUGGAGGACCGCUUCGAUAAGGAAGUGGCCGAGCCAGAGCUCGCUCCUCUUAUCCCGAUCAUCCGAGCAAUGCUGGAGUUUCGGCCUUCGGAGCGCAUUACAGCUCCGCAAGCCCUUGGUCUUUUAGGAAGUCAGGGACAGUGA
This is a messenger RNA of Aspergillus luchuensis, 1245 nucleotides long. RefSeq lists its product as uncharacterized. Gene Ontology annotation, biological process: spliceosomal complex assembly; protein phosphorylation; regulation of mRNA processing. NCBI's taxonomy places the organism in Eukaryota, Fungi, Ascomycota, Eurotiomycetes, Eurotiales, Aspergillaceae. Bases 1 to 1245 code for a protein of 414 amino acids. Gene Ontology annotation, molecular function: protein kinase activity; ATP binding. The transcript is spliced from 4 exons. The record is from RefSeq and is a predicted model, not a curated record.